Amborella trichopoda is the source of this 824-nucleotide messenger RNA. Lineage: Eukaryota; Viridiplantae; Streptophyta; Magnoliopsida; Amborellales; Amborellaceae. The record is from RefSeq and is a predicted model, not a curated record.
GACUUACGAAAUCUCCGAUAUCCCGAUGAUGUGGACGGAACACCUCUCCUUGUCGAGAACAAUCGGGAGCUGGAGGCCUGGACUAAGAUAAAUUAUAUUUACAUUUAGUUUUACCAGUUCUCAUCGCCAUUGCGUCGUGUAGAGUUUAGAAAUUGAAAGUUAGAAAGAAGAUGAGCGGGAAGGUCGUGUGCGUAACUGGUGCUUCAGGCUACAUUGCCUCAUGGCUCGUCAAGCUCCUUUUACAGAGAGGUUACACUGUUCGAGCCACUGUUCGCGAUAUCAAUGACUCAAAGAAGACCAGACACUUACUUGAACUCAAAGGUGCCAAUGAAAACCUUAAAUUGUACAAAGCUGACAACCUGGAUGAUGGAUCCUUUGAUGCAGCAGUGGAUGGAUGUGAUGGUGUUUUUCAUACAGCGUCUCCGUUUUAUUUUCAAAUCAAGGACCCUCAGACUGAAAUGAUUGAUCCAGCUGUGAAGGGAACUCUUAAUGUUCUUCGGUCCUGUUCCAAAACUUUAUCUGUUAAAAGGGUGGUUGUUACGUCCUCCAUGGCGGCUGUGUUGUUUAAUAGAAAUCCCCGAAAUCCUGAUGUUGUUGUUGAUGAGACCUGGUUUUCAGAUACAACAGUUUGCAAAGAAGCACAGAACUGGUAUGUCCUAUCAAAAACCUUAGCUGAGAAAGCUGCAUGGGAUUUUGCGAAGGAGAAGGGGAUUGACUUGGUGACAAUAAAUCCGGCAUUCGUGAUUGGUCCCCUUCUACAACCAACUUUGAACACAAGUUGUGCUGCUAUUCUAAAUCUUGUAAAUGGUAAGCACAUCACUUAG